Molecule: messenger RNA, 1104 nt
Organism: Branchiostoma belcheri (Belcher's lancelet)
Lineage: Eukaryota; Metazoa; Chordata; Leptocardii; Amphioxiformes; Branchiostomatidae
Product: leucine-rich repeat neuronal protein 3-like
Molecular function (GO): protein binding
Source: RefSeq, a predicted model, not a curated record
AUGAGGGAGACUCCCCAAACAACUCCCUCUAACGUUACCCUCGGCGGCAGCCAGGAGAAAGGGCCAUGGCAACAUGUGCCCCUCCACUGCCGGCCUGAACAUGGCAGUGCGACGCUGUCAGCGAGCGCAUUAGAAGAGAUCCUCUCCGAACCUCCGACGAAGACCCAGGUGAUGGAGUUGACGAUGGAGUACGGGUCGGUUGCCGAGAUUUCCGGGGCCCUGUUCAACGGAACCCCGAAUCUCUGCCGCCUGACCAUACGGGAGAACUGCCUGGCGUGUGUGAAGAGAGGCUGGUUCUUGGGACUUUCAAACCUACAGCACCUUAAGUUAAUCAACGACGGGAUCUCUCAGAUCAUGGAUGACGCUUUUGAACACUUGCCCAAACUACAGGAGCUGAGUUUGGUGAGAAACAAAAUCUCGCGUGUCCAGGCGUCUUGGUUCCGCGGACUUACAUCGCUGAAAGAACUCGACUUAGAUAAGAACCCACUUGUCAAUAUCAGUGACAUAAACGCAGGCGUCCCUCCUUUUAUAAACCUACCACUGCUCAAUGUUCUUCACUUGGGAUAUAGCAGUUUGUCCGUUUUAUAUCCCGAAAGUUUGAUGAAUCUGACUUCGUUAAGGGAGCUUUGGUUGAUCGACAGUGAGAUUUCGGACAUACACGAGGGUGCGUUCACCAGUAUGAUCACGUUAAAGACGCUUAUUAUGAGCGAGAAUGCCAUCACGACGAUUCGCAAAGGUUACUUUUUGGGGCUUUCCUCAAUUCGAUCUCUUGAUUUGUGUGCAAACGAAAUUGCACACAUCGAGGAAGAUGGGUUUCUGGGGCUUCGUGACGCAAUCAGCAUAGACCUGUCCUACAACAAGCUGACGUUCAUCCAAGCUGAGUGGUUCCGUAGAUUAGAUAAAUUAAGGACACUGUAUCUAAGCGGAAACAACAUUUACGCCUUGGAAGCCCCCAAGUGGUUCGUGGUUCUGGACAAAAACCCACUGCGAUGUUCCUGCGCAUUCGUCUUGUUCCAAAGAAGAAAUCUUCGGGAAAGGUUCAGAGAAUACGACCAGCUGACGUGCCAUGUACCCGGCGCAUCUCCAACACGAGGCCGUCGCUAA